Rhipicephalus microplus (southern cattle tick) is the source of this 739-nucleotide messenger RNA. Its product is annotated as SEC14-like protein 2. NCBI's taxonomy places the organism in Eukaryota, Metazoa, Arthropoda, Arachnida, Ixodida, Ixodidae. The record is from RefSeq and is a predicted model, not a curated record. Gene Ontology annotation, cellular component: cytoplasm.
CGUCGGUGGCCGCUCGCUGCACGUCACGGGAUCGUCGUAAACAGCGCCCUCGCCACGGCCAGCGAGCGCGUGCUACCGGGCCCGGCGAUAUCGGCGUUCGAACUCGAAACGACCGCCCUUGGCACAGUAUGUAGCAGACGACGCGGUGCCAGUGAUUGCCAUGAGCGCCGUAAAAGACGACGCAGCCGCCGCGGUGGAUCGGCUGAGCGCCAAGGAACAAGCCGCCCUCGAUCAAUUUCGAAUAUCAACGGCCGAUCUUUCGAUACCAUCACGGGAAGCCUGGUACCUGCUGAAAUGGCUGCGUGCCAGGAAGUUCGACACGAAAGAGGCCAAGAAAAUGCUGGUCGAGCACAUCGCUUGGCGGAGAAAGAACGAGGUGGACAGCAUACUGGAGGACUACCGACCCCCCAAGGUGCUCCUGGAGUACUUCCCUGGUGGCUUCGUGGAAUGCAGCCCUGAUGGCAGGCCGGUGCUUAUAGUUCCUGUGGGACAGGCAGACUUCAAAGGUAUGCUUGAAGCCGUGUCACGCACUGACCUGCUGCGUCACUGCAUCUAUCUGUUGGAGUCACAAGAGGAGCUCAAGAGAAAUCUCACACUGCAGAACGGUGGCGCUCGGAUCGAAACCAUGCAUGUAGUGGCUGACAUGGAAGGCUUUUCAUUCUGGCAGCUUUCUUCUCUCGAAGGUAAGAUGACUCCUGAGUGGAGCCGGAUACCUUUAUGGGACCGCCAUUGGGUGUAA